This is a messenger RNA of Grus americana (Whooping crane), 7739 nucleotides long. RefSeq names its product inositol-tetrakisphosphate 1-kinase (gene ITPK1). Gene Ontology annotation, molecular function: magnesium ion binding; inositol-3,4,5,6-tetrakisphosphate 1-kinase activity; inositol-1,3,4-trisphosphate 6-kinase activity. Lineage: Eukaryota; Metazoa; Chordata; Aves; Gruiformes; Gruidae. Gene Ontology annotation, biological process: inositol trisphosphate metabolic process. Gene Ontology annotation, cellular component: cytoplasm. The transcript is spliced from 12 exons. The record is from RefSeq and is a predicted model, not a curated record. The coding region runs from base 422 to 1555 and encodes 377 amino acids.
GGCGGUCCGGGAGAGGGGCGGCGGGGUGCUGCAGCGAGUGCCGCUCGGCGGGCAGCAGCAUGCCUGCUCGACUGGCCGCUCCGAGGCUGGCAGCGGGCUGGCGGGCGUAGCGGCUUUCCCGCCGGCAAAGGCACCUUCUCUGCCCGCCUUGCCGUUGCUUCGCAGGCGCCGAGUGCGAGCGGCAGCCGGGCUGCCCCCGGCACCCCGGGGUGAUUCCCCUCCUCGCGGGGCGGCCGCCGCCUCUCCGGGCCGGCACCAUGCAGACCUUCCUGAAGGGGAAGCGGGUGGGCUACUGGCUGAGCGAGAAAAAGAUCAGGAAGCUGAAUUUCCAGGCCUUCGCAGAGCUGUGCCGGAAAAGAGGAGUAGAAGUAGUACAGUUAACAAGAUACCACCGUAUGCAAAAGGAACAUGCAUACUCCAUAUGCAUGCUAGUUACGUGGGGGGAAAGGAGCUUGACCUCACCAAACCCAUUGAAGAUCAGGGCCCUUUGGAUGUGAUCAUACAUAAACUGACAGAUGUCAUCCUUGAAGCGGACCAGAAUGACAGCCAGUCACUGGAGUUGGUUCACAGGUUCCAGGAGUAUAUUGAUGCUCAUCCAGAAACCAUUAUCCUGGACCCUCUUCCUGCUAUUCGUACGCUUCUGGACCGAUCCAAGUCUUAUGAGCUAAUUCGGCAAAUAGAGGCAUACAUGCAAGAUGAGAGGAUCUGUUCACCACCCUUUAUGGAGCUGACAAGUGCCUGUGGAGAAGAUACCUUGCAGCUCAUAGAGAAGAAUGGACUGGCAUUCCCAUUCAUUUGUAAAACUAGAGUGGCCCAUGGAACCAAUUCUCAUGAGAUGGCGAUCAUCUUCAACCAGGAGGGCCUGAAAGCUGUCCGCCCCCCUUGCGUCAUUCAGAGCUUCAUCAAUCACAAUGCUGUGCUUUAUAAAGUCUUCGUGGUCGGGGAAUCCUACACGGUGGUGAAAAGACCAUCUUUGAAGAACUUCUCUGCAGGAAUCUCAGACAGAGAAUCAAUAUUUUUCAACAGCCACAAUGUUUCAAAGCCAGAAUCCUCAUCUGUCUUAACAGCACUGGAUAAAAUCGAAGGAGUAUUUGAGCGGCCAAACGACGACGUCAUCCGGGAAAUCUCUAAGGCGCUGCGGCAAGCUCUGGGAGUUUCUCUCUUUGGGAUUGAUAUCAUCAUUAACAAUCAGACUGGGCAGCAUGCGGUCAUUGAUAUAAAUGCAUUCCCAGGUUAUGAAGGUGUUUCCGAAUUUUUCACAGAUCUCCUGAACCACAUCGCUGCUGUCCUGCAGGGUCAGGCACCUGAGGUGACCCAGCUAAACCGCAGCAAGCUCCUGGCAGAGCAGACCAGCGGGAUCAUGGACGAGCGGAUAUGCUGCGCUAGCACAGGCUGUCUUAGCGUCAUGGGAAAAGACUCCUCCUGGAUUGUGGAAAGCGAGACCAACAGCUCAGUAAAACUGCAACACCAGAGACUAGGCUGCAACUCGGCAGUGUCCCCCAGCUUCCAGCAGCACUGCGUUGCUACAUUGGCAACAAAAGCUUCUUCUCAAUAACUUGCCAAUGCCAUGGACUGAGAAAAAGCCACAGGGAUACAAAUUGUGGUCCCAGAACCAGAUCAGGCUGUAACAAUACAAUUGUGAAAAAUGAAAAAAAAAAAAAAAGCCAACACAACACAAAAAAGCAAAAUAAAAAAACCUUCCAUUUGAUUUAACCUGAUUUGCUGAUGAAAUGGACUGAAAGGUGGAGGGUGAGAAAGUAAUUCAGAUCCAUUUCGUCAGAUUCCAGUUGCAAAUCUGUAGUGAGUUUACAUAUGCGUGGGUUUUAACACUAGUCCUUUCAUUGUGGGAGGGUUGCUCUUUCAUUUCUGUUGUUCUUUGUAAUCACUGGUGACCAGCAUUUUAAAAUCGGACCUCAUGGUAUCAAGAAGAUAAUAAUGUUGAAAUGCAGUGUCUGAAUGUAACAGUGCUAGAGAUUUUUGCCUAAAAUAUUCCCUGUUCCCUUUUUCCAGGUAGGCCAUUGCAAAAGAAAGCUAAGACAACUUCAGUAUCACUAAACCAAAUCUCUUGAAACAUUGACCAGUCAAGGUGUUGACAGGUAGCUUGCUGUGAAGCUGUGGCACUUUGAGUGGCACAGAGCAGACUGGUUCUUCAGGGGGCAGAACCAAAGUGACCACCCCAGUUCCAGCUUUGCAGUUCUUCCCCCAGGCCUCAUUGCUUCAGUCAAAAGCAGCUUCUAACCACACUUGCCAACAGCGACAAGUUUGAUCCAGACAGGGUGCCGAUAGUUAGGUUGAGUGAUUCAGUAGAUUAAAUAUGAUCCUUUCAAUUGUCUGUUGGUGGUGAAAUCCUAGAAGAGUUAAUGGAAGGAGCUCAUCUCUUAGCAGAGAAUUUAAUUCUCCCUCCAUUGCACUUGUGAGGACUCUGGGACAGCUCUGCAAAAAGGCUGGCAAACAGACCCGCACAUUUUCCUUGGAGCAGUGCACCUGAUCUGCGGAUCCUAAGGGAUAACACAGUUGCUGCCUUCCACAGAUCCAUGCUGCUGUGCAUUUUGUUUUUCUUUUGCGAAUUAAAUAUAAGCAGAAUUGUGUACCUUUGUAUGAAGUUGAAGUACUUGACAGCUCUAGCUUAGAGACCACGUUAUUUUGUUGCAAGCUGCCAGAUGAGGCCGUGUGGUAAUUUGCAGUAGUGCUUUAUACUAUUUGUAGACUAUAGCACAGUGAAAUUGUAUCUGUUGAGAUACGCAGUGAACAGUGUUCACCCUCUAUUGCAUCUUCUAGCAUGGCAACAUCCGCUGCUGCUGAGAAUUCCUGAAACUUUUGCCAAUUCUGAACACUAAACUGGAAAUAGCCAAGUCUGUCAGCACUGAGAACAGAGACACUAUUUUGGUAGACAGAGAGGCCUUCCCUUCCCCAUAUAAGCCCUAAAAUACAUUUAAGAGGGGUGGUGUUAAGAAAAUUUCCUUAGUUAAGCUCCUAGCUCGCAGAUAUGGGAAUUUCUGUCUUUCUAUAGCAGCUAUUUGUAAAACAUCCAUCACUGCAGCAUUUAAUACCAGUUUGUUUAGUAUCAUGUGUUAGAUAUCUACUCAAAAGGAAAGGAUCUAGAGCUUAAAGCCCAGGUAGACCAUGGAGAAAGGAGUAAACUGUCUAAAAGAUGUCACCACCCUACCUGAUGGUACCAGUCCUGAAGGGGAAAAAGUUUUGAAGAGUGUUGUGUAGCAGUUCUUUUGUGUAAACAACAGGGUUUCCUUAGGAGAGAUUGGGUUUGUUCCCAAAAUGCCAUUCUUGGGAAUUUCCUGUAGCCAGGAUCAGAUUUUCGAGGAUGAUUUACGCAAGAGAUUAUUCCACCUCUAGAGGGGUUACUAAUGUGAAGAUAUUUCUCUAGGGACUGGAAGGACCUUGUGAGUGUGGUAUCUGUCAAAUCCCAGGGUGCACAUAAAUGCGGCCAACUUCCUCGCCUAUUGCAGGUCAGUUCUGAGCUGGGCAUGCUUCACAACCCUCGUACGCUUUGAGGCUGCUGGAUCCCACGUUGUCUGCAGCUCGCAGGUCUCGGGUGGUCAUGGUGUGAGCGAUUCAGAUGUACAUAGGUAAGGGUUUGUAAAAGUAUUCAUGAUAGACCAAACCUUUCAUAAAGCCAUGCCUGAAAUAAAAUUGACAUCUACAGUUUGGGGUUUGUUUUUGUUUGUUUAAAAUAAAAAGUGUUUUUAUGUUACAUGUGUAACAAAAGAUACCCUCAGGAAGGAACUUGCCAGUGCAUAUUUUUGUAUGGUACUUUCUUGUAACCAGCUGGUGGAGUGUUUGUAGAUUUGCCUUUUGCUCCCUUUAUUACAGUGGUUUGGAGUUUUUGGGGGGUUUUGGUUUUCUUUUUUUUUUUUAAUUGGGUGGUGGGGAAGAAGCAAUGAUGUUAAAACUGGGUUUGUGACUCAAGACCUUUCAAACUAAGUAUGUUUACAUGAAUCUGAGUGUUGGAUCCAAUGGAAAUGUCUGUAUGCUGUUUCCUAGUUAGAACAUCAAAUAAGAAUUUUAUUUUCCUGGCUGCCUUCUGAAUUUUGGUUGGCCUAUUUUGCACUGCUUUAUUUCUCCAAAAUAAACUACUGAAAUAUAAUUGUGCAUUUUAAACUUGUUUACAAAUGAUUGUUAGAAGUUUAUUUUGUAAUUCUGUGAAGGCUUGCAGAAAUACUAUAUUUAAAUAUUACUCCAGACCUUGGCAGUAACUAGAAAACAAGUUUAGGUCAUUGGUGUGAUCAGUGACAUUUUUCCCAUAGUCUGUAAUUUAUUUUUUAUUUAUCAAAUGUAUCAGUAUCACUUUAAUUUACCAGGUGCAGAUAUGCAGGUACCUGUUGUGAUGUGGCAUUACAAUAGAGUUUUCACAUAAAUUACCAUGCAAUUGCUGUACUACUAUAUUUCCUUGCAGAAAUUAUCGUUAUGGCUCGUAUACUAGAAUGUUGCUAAAUCACAGGGGCAAAUUGGGAGACCAACUUUUAAAAGCCAAAACUGUAAAUUACCAAGUAUCCAGACAUACAAUUACGUUAUUGCAAAACAUUCGAGCAUGCGUAUGUUAUUAAGCCUGUGCUAAAGUGCUUUUCUGAAUUGCUGCCUCGUUUGAUAAGUUCAGCAUAGUUUUGAUUUAAGAUAAGCUUCACAGUAAGUUAGUUAAUAUUCUGUAGUCUUGUCUUUUUUUGUAAAAGUAGAGGAGUCUAGUAAUACUAGACCAUACCAGAAUGCCCUUGCUUUUAAAAUUGCAGACAAUCUGAGGGAGAUUUUCCAUUAUGUCUGUUUGAAUUCUGUUAUUGUGGGUUAGAAAAGGUUCUGCUGUGUUUUCAGAAGUAUAGCUAUUGCUGUGUUGAUGGGAGCAAUUAUAUUAAAAUUCAUGGUCACCAGUUAGCUUCUUAGGGAUCUAUUUCUGUGCCGCUUCACUGUUAGAAAUCCACAAGGACACCAUUAGCUUGACUGGAAUUUCUCCAGGUUUUGUGUCAGCGUAAUGGAGGAGAUGGGAGUCUGGUUUCCGCUGUAAUUAUGUAAUCAGCUUCAGUAGGUGAAGAUUUUUCCCUGUUGAAGAGAACUUGAGUGGUAUUAUUACUGCCUGCAAUGUAAAGCCAUCACCGUCCUCCUCCCCCUCUAGCUGACUUUGCCACGUUGUGCUUGGGUUUGCAAUGACUGUACCAGAACAUCCCGAUCAUUAGGUGAAAACCAACUGCAGAAAUGCAGCCUGACUAGGAGCGUUGGUGCUGACACGCGUGGUUUGUGUAACGCAGAACUACCACUGGGCCGAUGCUGUUUUUCCUCAGGUUUGCCUCCAUCUUCAACGUGUGAUUGUUUGUGCAGAGGAGGUCCCGCAGCAGGUUGCUCAGAUGGAAAACCACCGGUUUAAUUGGUUUUCAUCAUAGAUGAGUACAAAGUAAGAACCCGACCCUGAGGCUUCAGGAGGUAACGAGGAUUGCUCAAGAUAAAGCCUCAAGUUCUCCAGAUAACUGUGGCUGUAUCCAGCCAGGGAACAACCGGGUGGAUAAGUGGUAACAUAGGCAGAACACAAGCCAAAGGCAACAGAAUAAAUGGGGCCAGAGGUGUUUAAAUUGGCUGGCAAAAAAGAGUGAAACAAAGGAAAAAUGCUUCUGUUGUUUCCAUCCACUAAAAAAAAUUGCAGGCUUAUCAGUUUUUAACUGGUUUCCCAAAGUCUUUGUGUGGCAGCAGUGACAAGUGAGUCAGGCUUUUUCACACUAGCUUGCAGCCUUGCCUUCCGCAGCUGUGCAGAAAAUCUUGGAUUUUGUUUUUUUAGUGAAUAGAGUCUAUUUUGAGUUUGUAGCAGUCUCCCCAUGUGCACACUUGCAGGAGUUCUCUUGCAUUACCCUGCUAAUUUUCUUUUCCUCUCUCCUUUUUAGUAAGAGAUGUAUUGAUUUCUGUAUUCAGUAUACAAUUACUUUAUGGUGUUGCAACUGUGUGUUUUGUAAUUAGGAGUAUGUGAAAAUGCUUUGUGUAGAUUAAAAUAUUUCCUUUAAUAUAAUCUCCUCUCUCUUUCAUAGAUAAACAGACACGCCGCUGCAGAUCACAUUGCUGAUUUUAUUUGUAACAUUGCUUUAAUAUCUAUUCCAGAGGAAUGUAACUUCCAGAAAAGUACUUUCCACAUCUUCACUACCUUUCCUUUCCCUGUUCACUCUGUGUGGAUCCAGGCCAUCAACACUUGGGCUUUUGAGCAGAUGGAUUUCAGAUCCUCCGUGGAUUCUGUGAUGUUUACAUGGCCACAGAAAUUAUUAGAGAUUGUUGAAGUUUGAGAGGAUCCAGGUAUAAAUGGCGAUGUUAGAGCAAUUCCUCAGCAACACAAGCACAAUAGCUUCUGUAGCAAGCAAAGGCUCCGAAUCGUUCUCGCUGUGUGCGUGCAGGUGGCCGUUGGGGUCUGGUCCGCCCCUCCUGCUGGGCCAGUUUUCCUGUGGAAAUAAAAAAUCCACUGUGAGAAAACGUCCUGUAUCUGUGAUGCAGAAGGAGGCUGAGGAGAGGCAGGGCUUGGGAUUAAAAUCCUGGCCAGUGGACAUCAUGAUACCAGUGGUCUAGAAUUUCACUCUGUUUUUUAAUAGCAAUCUGGGGAGAUGUUUUCCCUUUCUCUCCAUUUUUCUUACCCUGAAUCCACUGGGGCUGAUGCUAUGUGGCUCACGGGCCACAAGAGCUCAUUAGCAGGUGACCUUGCCCAGCGUGCCAUGAGUUUACAGAGGGCUCCCAAUGUGUUGGGCAGUUUUUGUUGAUGGCCUGGAACUCUCUUGAAACUCCAGAAGUAGCUGAAACAGCAAAAGGAGUUCAUUAAAAUCAGGUCUUCCUCUUCCAUGCUUUUUAAGGAAAUCCACAUUUUAUUUCCUCCUUCGUUCUUUACACAGUAGUUUUUAGAUAUAAAUUAUUUUAACAUUUUUUGUGUGAAAAGUCAUAUAUACAUAUAUAAAGUUAUUAAAAGGUUGAGUAUAUGUUGAGUAUAAAAUAGUGAUGACUUUGUUUCAGAUGUUAGCAGCCCCUAAAAAUGAGUUGUCUAUCCUCUUGUAAAGUCAGUGCUGUAAAAAAAUAUUAAAAAUAAAAGAUGUAUUAGAUGUAUCUUUUAUUAUUUAUUUCUGAUUCAGUAUUUGGUACAGCUUCUGUAUACCCUUGUGAGAACCACAUACUAAAGUGCAGUCUUCUGUAAAAUGGACUAACAACAAUUCCUUGGGAUCCCAACAAUUUUGAGAAAACUGGCCCUCCGAGUGUGAAUAGUGUUGGAUAUUCUCCUUCACUCUCCAGCAUUGCUCCUCACCUAAGCAUGGCUGAAUCUUGGGGACCAUUUGGUGUGUGUUCUAGGUUUCGCAAGUUCAUUGGUAUCUGUGUUCAAAUCCAGCUGUACAGUGUUAACAAGUGUGUCUUGUGAUUUGCUUCGGCCCGGUUCACUAUGGUUUCUGAAACAUAAUUCCCAUUUUGUACUUAAAUUUGUAUAGAAUUAUAUAAACCCUGAAAAGAUCGUGGCUUACUGUAAAAACCAAAAAUACUUGCUAUUUGGCGUCUUCGAUUGCAUGACUGAUCAGAUCUGACAAUGAAGAUGGUGCUUUCAUCUAAUGGCAUUGAUUUCAAUGGUAAUAUAUUCAUUUUCUUUUCAUUCACCAAGCACCUGUUUUGGACAAUGUUUUGGUUUCAACAGUAAAGCAAUAUGCAGUAGGUAUUGUGGCAUUAUCUCUGUAAUUGUUUUGAAGACAGAAUUGUCCCUUUCCAACACAUAAUGAAAAUAAAUGCCUUAU